AUGACUACAAGAGAGAAUAUAUGUUCUACGAGCUUCAGUGAAAAGGAAGAUCACUUAACAGGCAAGGUAGCAAAUAAUCCGGUAACAGUUCUCGGUUCAGGAGUGGCGUGUGGGAAACUUUUGACAGCCUCACUUAGACGACAAACUGAUAUUGUUAGAAAGGGUGUUGAUAGUAAAGACCGGGUGGAAAGGUUGUGGUGA
Messenger RNA from Loa loa (African eye worm), 201 nucleotides. RefSeq lists its product as hypothetical. The coding region runs from base 1 to 201 and encodes 66 amino acids. The transcript is spliced from 2 exons. Lineage: Eukaryota; Metazoa; Nematoda; Chromadorea; Rhabditida; Onchocercidae. The record is from RefSeq and is a predicted model, not a curated record.